Molecule: messenger RNA, 2166 nt
Organism: Aspergillus ruber CBS 135680
Lineage: Eukaryota; Fungi; Ascomycota; Eurotiomycetes; Eurotiales; Aspergillaceae
Product: transcription factor TFIIIC subunit TFC6
Exons: 2
Coding region: 1-2166 (721 amino acids)
Biological process (GO): transcription by RNA polymerase III
Cellular component (GO): transcription factor TFIIIC complex
Molecular function (GO): protein binding
Source: RefSeq, a predicted model, not a curated record
AUGCCUCGUGCGCACAGGUCAACUCGCUAUUCAGGGGGCAAAACUAAAUAUACCAUCGAUCCAUUUGAAAUCGCCGGUCUCAGCGGGGACUCUGAUAUCGGAGAGGCAGGUGGGUCGUCAGCAGUCAAAGUGCUAGACGAGGAUUCAGAAGAAGACUUUCAACAUGCAUCAAAUGAUGAAGAUGCGGAAGAAGAGGAGGACGAGGAGGUGGAGCCGGAAGACGAUGAUGGGCCCGAGUUUGCUGAAGGAGAAGCUAUGGACAUCGAUGGACCGGCAUUUACUCUAACAGGUCGAGGGGAAAAGAACCCAAAUGCAAAGAAAGAGAAAGCUGUGUCUCAACCAGACACCAAGAAAAAACAACUAAGUGGGCCUAAACCGGACGAGACGCGUUCCCGAGGCAUUUUAAACACAUCCGAUCAUGUCGGGAAGUCAGUUCACCUCCAGUUUACCUUUGGAACAGACGAGCGCGACUUGUUAGCUAUAUUGCAUGCGAGGGAGCGGUGGGCGAAAGGAAUCGACUCGGGGUUCCCCAGCCGUGCAUCAUUGAACACAGUCCAAACAGCACCUGAUUACGCUUACGGACCGACAUAUGGGGCCGAUCCUCAAGAUGUACAGAAUGAGAGCACCCGUGGUUGGGACUGGUACUAUGACAGGGAUGUUGGGGAGAAGUUCAGGAAACGGCAAUGGCUAGCCAAAAUCAAAGAAGAUGAAGGCCGUCGCUAUAUACCUCAAUCAAAACCAGGGAAGCAUACUGUGCUCAUGGGGCUGGCUGAUAAUCAGAAGAAGUUUUCAUUGGGACAGUUUGAAUCGAUUAAUUUCGGAGACGCAUGGGGGCCUGCAGAAGCGAAAAGGAAGCGAGAAGGAUGGGUGUUGAACAUGGGCCAAAAGAUUCAGUCCAUGGCUUGGGCACCGAAUCAAAAUGGACUCGUCCAGUAUUUGGCUAUCGCUUCUCACAUCACUGAAGAACAAAAGAGCCAAUACCCUGAUCCUCUAGCAGAUAAAGUGUCACCGGCAUUUCGGCCUUCACCACCAUAUCCGAGCGCAUUGCAGAUCUGGGCUUUCAAAGCCAAGAGAGACGAGUCACUGACAAAAACGCUUGAUAUGGAAUUCAAGCCACGGCUACGACUGGCCUUAUGCACCGACUGGGGAGACCUGCGGCGUAUAGCCUGGUGUCCGUUCCCUCGCGCCAAGCGAGAUGAGGACGAUGAAGAUUUUUUGAAGAACGUUGGGCUUCUGGCAGGCAUAUGGGGAGAUGGAUAUGUAAGGGUCAUUGAUAUCAAAACUAACAGAGAUCCUAACGUUACUGAAUUUCACAAAGUCCUUUCUCCUGCCUUUACAGCCAAACCACCUUCGACAUUGUGUACAUGUGUGGCCUGGCUCUCUCCAACUGACAUCGCUGUUGGUUGUGCGAACGGAUUCGUCGCAAUCUGGAGCAUCCUGUAUUUGCAAGACUCAUCAUCAAACCACCCUCUUCCGUAUUUCUACCAGCAAAUUCACUCGACAUAUAUCCUCAAUAUCACCCCCGCCUAUCCCGCACACCCACAUAUCUUCGGUACCACUUCAAUGGACGGCGAGACUCGCCUAACAUCAUUCCUCGACUCGCAGAAGGACAUGACUGAAACAAACCGCAUGCGAAUGGGUUCACCUCAUAUCUCCUUCUCUCCUUUUCUUCAAUCAUUUGUCUCCAGCGACGAGAAUGACUUUGCUCGACUCAUUACCCUCCGACGAUUUUUCGCGAUUACCUCCAUUGCAAGACUCCCCAGUUCUGUAUCUGCUCUGGCGCCAUGCAGCCCCUGCCAUCCGAGUCUACUAUUUGGAUGCUCAGGAGGAGCAGUGGUCGUGACAAAUCCACUCAGGAGACUCAUGCACUCAAAACAGAAGCAGUGGCAGCAAACAUGGUUCGUGCAUGAUUGGGUUCAAGGCCCGGAGAAGGAGGGUUCUGGUAUUAGUCGGUUCCAGGAUGGGUUCCGCGCGGAGAGCGUGAGUCUUUUACGGAGUAUGGCAGGGGAUUGGAAGAUGGUUAAUGGAACUAUGGUUAUUACUAUACAUGAGGAGGAGACUAAUGUCACAUCUGUAGCGUGGAAUCCUAACCAGGUUUGUGCGGGAUGGGCGAGUGCUGGGAUGGGAUGUGGGUUGAUUCGGGUUGAGGAUGUUGCUUUGUCGUGA